UGCGGAUUGGCGGCAGAGUUUGAAAACGAAUGAUUUCCGGUUAUAAUUUUGUGAAAAAAAUUGCGUUCUCUUGACGAUUCUUAAAUUUACAGACGAUUCUAGGAAAGUAAGAUGGCCUCGAAGCCGCACUGGUUCAUGCAAGAGGUGUUCCUGUUUCGCACUAUUGCCAGCCAGCUGUGGGCCGUACUACUGGUGCCGGUGGGGGUGUACAGCCUCCUCCUCACAACAAAAGUGGACCUGCUCCACCCAUGGAGAUGGAUUAUAGGUUGUUUGUUUGAAGCUGUGUCUCCGUACAACUGGGGUUACCUGCUGCUGCUGUGGGGAGUAGUGGUGGUGGGGGGCACCAGUCAUGCCAGGCACCUCACAGUGUCCCCCACCAUCCCCCAGACAAGACUAGCCAGGCUGGUCCAGCUCCUCAGCCCCUCCAGCCUGGUGCAUGCGGGGACACACGUCGUCAUGGCGAUGGUGAUGUCAUACUGUGCGGCGGCCCUGAUUGGUCCACAGUUCUCCUCCCUGUCACUGCCGUGUCAAGGGUCAGAAGAGAACGAUAGGGAGACUGUUGGACCCCUCCACUGCCUGAAUGAGAAGAGUGUUUUUGUGGUGUUUUCUGGAGCCUUUCUGGGCCUAUGUUACAGUCUACAGUACUUCCUACAUACCAGACACCGGCUGCAGUUCCCUGUCAUUCAGCAAGCCAAGUUUUUCCGUGUGCGGACCCUGCUCCCCCAGCUGGUGGUGGACUCUGCGUACCGCGUCCUGCGACUGUUGCCUGGAUACUACCUCGGGUACUACCUACUGGGUCAUGGUGUGAAGACUUGGAUGUGUGCACUGCUACAGCUGAACCCCAGUCCAGUUGCUCUCAGCAGCCUGCCUGGCCUGUUAGAUGUAGGUCUCCUGUGGCAGGCGGCUGUCGGCGGGACCUUCCUGUUCUGUCUACUGGACACAUCAUGGCUGCUGCUGCACAUCUUCCACGCUCAGGUGUUUAAGUUUGAGGUGACGUCCAGCCUGGCAGACCAGACUGACCGAUGCUUGUCAGACGCAGUCCAGUGUCAGGACGUGCCUCUGGUCCAGCACCUAGGUUUCCUGGACCUGUCCCUGCUGGCCCAGUACUCCCCUCAGCGCAGGAAACACAUCUUCAGCCUCAGUCAGCCAGGAGGCCACCCGUACAUAUGGAAGACCGUCAGUACCUCUAGCCUUGCCGUGCUGGACUCUCUCACCAACCGACUAGCAGCCUGCAGGCACAACAUCGGGGUCACAGGGCAGAGGUUAAGCCCUGACCCCUCCAGGGUUCAGGGGUCACAGAAAGGUCAGGCCACAGGGAAGAUGGACAGGGUUGCCCAGGGGUUGAGAAGGACCCCUGUCCUGGCGUAUUUCUUACAACAGCUCCCAGAGGCAGCCAGUGCUGAGCUCUUCAAGGAUGCCCAACUCGUGGUCUGGGUCCUGGAAGGUCUGUCCCACCUUGUGGCUGCCUCCUACACCGAGGACACGUACGGAGUUGUGCAGAAAUCUCUGCCUGAUGUUCUCACUGCACUUUUGGGACUACACGAGGCACUGGACCGACAUUUCAAGAUGCCCUUGGCGGGAACACGUCCCUCCCAGCAUGCUCGGUUGCCAUGCCAACGGGACGUUUCAGGCCAAAACAUGCGAUUUUCCCUGCUGCCAGCUGUCACCACCGCUCUGUACCACAUCGUCAACGUGUUCGGGAAACAUGCGGAGUCCAUCCCUUUGUCACCAGAACACAAACAGAAGCUGAGGCUUUUCCUGCCUCAAACUGACGCACCAGGGAUCCCCAGGAGCUAGGCUUGGCAUGGAUUAGUUCAUUCCUCAGUCACGGAUGAAACAUACAGGAAGUUACAUCGGAAAUAUCAGACACUGUCAGAGAAUUUAUCUUGUUGCUUAUUUUGUAUCUGUAUCUGUAUAGCCGGCAUAACCGCCUUUCGGCGUAACACACCAGCUUCUGUAUCUGUAUAGCCGGUAUAACCGCCCUUCGGCGUAACACAUCAGCUUGUAUUACGUAAUGUUCCACUUGGAAGUCUAACUUUCAUUGAUGUAACAAUGCUGUUAAUCUUUAAAUGCUUGUGCACAGUGGUUUAAGUUUUCUGGUGCUCAAGAUGCAAUGUUUAUUAUGUGGCAUAAUCUAGUUAAUAUUUACACUGUGGCUAGUGGCUACGAUCAUGUUUAUUAUUAAUAAUCUUAUUUGCUUCAAUGGUUGACGUUAAGUAUAGCUAGGGCAAUGCAGACUUGUCAACAAAACACAU
Branchiostoma belcheri (Belcher's lancelet) is the source of this 2255-nucleotide messenger RNA. Its product is annotated as nucleoporin NDC1-like. Gene Ontology annotation, molecular function: protein-macromolecule adaptor activity. Gene Ontology annotation, cellular component: nuclear pore transmembrane ring. Gene Ontology annotation, biological process: nuclear pore organization. The coding region runs from base 112 to 1797 and encodes 561 amino acids. The record is from RefSeq and is a predicted model, not a curated record. The transcript is spliced from 16 exons. Lineage: Eukaryota; Metazoa; Chordata; Leptocardii; Amphioxiformes; Branchiostomatidae.